Molecule: messenger RNA, 1078 nt
Organism: Gasterosteus aculeatus aculeatus (three-spined stickleback)
Lineage: Eukaryota; Metazoa; Chordata; Actinopteri; Perciformes; Gasterosteidae
Gene: rpl5b
Product: ribosomal protein L5b
Biological process (GO): translation; ribosomal large subunit assembly
Cellular component (GO): ribosome; cytosolic large ribosomal subunit
Molecular function (GO): 5S rRNA binding; structural constituent of ribosome
Source: RefSeq, a predicted model, not a curated record
CCGGCUCAUCCUGUGACGCGCUACUUACGGAGCACGCGCACCGAGCUCUUCCUUUUUCCAGUGCAGCGGAGUCAAGCCCUGUCUUUGGCUCCGGGCUCCUUCCUUAAGGAGACAAAAAGUCUGCAAAAAUGGGUUUUGUUAAGGUAGUGAAGAACAAGGCCUACUUCAAGAGGUACCAGGUCAAGUUCAGGAGGAGGCGAGAGGGCAAGACUGACUUCUUUGCCCGCAAGCGCCUGGUCGUACAGGACAAGAACAAGUACAACACACCCAAGUACCGGAUGAUUGUCCGUUUCUCCAACCGGGACAUCUGUUGCCAGAUCGCCUACGCCAAGAUUGAGGGCGACAUGAUCGUGUGUGCUGCCUACUCGCACGAGCUGCCAAAGUACGGGAUCUCCGUUGGCCUGACGAACUACGCAGCCGCCUACACCACCGGUCUGCUGCUGGCCCGUAGACUGCUUCACAAGUUCGGCCUGGAUAAGGUGUACGAAGGCCAGGUGGAGGUGACCGGUGACGAGUUCAACGUGGAGAGCGUCGACGGUCAGCCGGGCGCGUUCACCUGCUACCUGGACGCUGGGCUUGCCAGAACCACUACUGGCAACAAGGUGUUUGGUGCCCUGAAGGGUGCCGUGGAUGGCGGCCUGUCCAUCCCACACAGCACCAAGCGCUUCCCUGGGUAUGAUCCAGAGAGCAAGGAGUUCAACGCAGAGGUCCACCGCAAGCACAUCAUGGGCGUCAACGUGUCAGAGUACAUGAGCUACCUGCAGGAAGAGGACGAGGACGCUUUCAAGAAGCAGUUCUCGCGCUUCAUCAAGAACGGAGUCACCGCUGAUUCGAUUGAGGAAAUGUACAAGAAGGCUCAUGCUUCCAUUCGUGAGAAUCCAGUCCAUGAAAAGAAGCCUCCCAAAGAAGUCAAGAAGAAGAGGUGGAACCGGGCCAAGCUCUCUCUGGCCCAGAGGAAGGACCGUAUCGCCCAGAAGAAGGCCAGCUUCCUCCGGGCUCAGGAACAGGAGGACGCAGAUUGAGGUGUCGGUCUGCUCAGUUCCUCGGAAAUUUGUUCUAAUAAAUCUAAUGAAAAGGA